CUACUCCAGGUGCUGUCGCUUGGCGCCGACGUGCUGCCCGAGUACAAGCUACAAACCCCCCGCAUGGACAAGUGGACCAUCCUGCACUACAGCCCCUUCAAGGCGGUGUGGGACUGGCUCAUCCUGCUGCUGGUCAUCUACACGGCCAUCUUCACGCCGUACUCAGCCGCCUUCCUGCUCAACGACCUGGAGGAGCAGCGGCGGCGCGAGUGCGGCUACUCGUGCUCGCCGCUCAACGUGGUGGACCUCAUGGUGGACAUCAUGUUCAUCGUGGACAUCCUCAUCAACUUCCGCACCACCUACGUCAACGUCAACGAGGAGGUGGUGAGCCACCCGGCGCGCAUCGCCAUCCACUACUUCAAGGGCUGGUUCCUCAUCGACAUGGUGGCGGCCAUCCCCUUCGACCUGCUCAUCUUCGGCUCGGGCUCCGACGAGACCACCACGCUCAUCGGGCUUCUGAAGACGGCCCGUCUCCUACGGCUGGUGCGGGUGGCCCGCAAGCUGGACCGCUACUCCGAGUAUGGCGCGGCAGUGCUCAUGCUGCUCAUGUGCAUCUUUGCGCUCAUCGCCCAUUGGCUGGCUUGCAUCUGGUACGCCAUCGGCAACGUGGAGAAGCCCUAUCUGGAGCACAAGAUUGGCUGGCUGGACAACCUGGGCGUGUCCAUAGGAAAGAAGUACAACUACAGCGACCCCAGCUCGGGCCCGUCCAUCAAGGACAAGUACGUGACGGCGCUCUACUUCACCUUCAGCAGCCUGACCAGCGUGGGCUUCGGGAACGUCUCCCCCAACACCAACUCCGAGAAAAUCUUCUCCAUCUGCGUCAUGCUCAUCGGAUCCCUGAUGUAUGCCAGCAUCUUCGGGAACGUGUCGGCCAUCAUCCAGCGGCUGUACUCGGGCACGGCGCGCUACCACCUGCAGAUGCUGCGGGUGAAGGAGUUCAUCCGCUUCCAUCAGAUCCCCAACCCGCUGCGGCAGCGGCUGGAGGAGUACUUCCAGCACGCCUGGAACUACACCAACGGCAUCGACAUGAACAUGGGCUUCCCCGAGUGCCUGCAGGCGGACAUCUGCCUCCAUCUGAACAAGAACCUCCUGCAGGACUGCAAGGCCUUCCAGGGCGCCACCAAGGGCUGCCUGCGGGCGCUGGCCAUGCGCUUCAAGACCACGCACGCGCCACCCAGCGACACGCUGGUGCACAGCGGCGACGUGCUCACCUCCCUCUACUUCCUGUCGCGGGGCUCCAUCGAGAUCCUCAAGGACGACAUCGUGGUGGCCAUCUUGGCUCGGGUCAACGAGGAAGCCACUGGCAAGAACGACAUCUUCGGCGAAAUGAUCCACCUGUACUCCAAGCCGGGCAAGUCCAACGCGGACGUACGCGCCCUCAGCUACUGCGACAUCCACACCAUCCAGCGUGAGGAGAUCCUUGAGGUGCUGGACAUGUACCCCGAGUUCGCCGACCACUUCUUCGCCAACCUGGAGCUAACCUUUGACCUGCGCGACGACAGCGGCAAGGCCUGCGAGUCCGAUGACGGAGACGUCACCCAGGGUCAACGACCUUCGUCCUGCCGGAGAAAAUCCUCCACAGUGCGCCAAAACCACGAGCUGGGCCGGGCGCUCUGCGAGGCCAGGCGUGAGAAGGAGCUCAUGGCGGCGGCGGCGGCCCGUGGAGCCCCGCCCUCUCCCGCCCCCACGGUGAGACAGCGGCGGGAGAAGCCGUCCAAUGAGGAGGGAGAGGAGGAGGAGACGGAGGAGGACGAGGAGGGGAGGGUGGAGGAGGAAGAGCAGAGGCCCCUGUGCUCCGGGGUGGCCGGGUACCCCGUCGUCCGGGACCACGCCCUCGGCCACGGGCUGGGCGAGGCCGCGGACGCCCAGGCGAGUGACGGCCUGCAGAUCCCGCCCUACAAAGAGCUGGGGGCUGAGGACUGGGAGUGCCGGCGGUCCAGGGAGGGCGUGGCCAGGUGUGCCCAGGGUCAGGAGCCCCCCGCUGGGGAGGAGGACAGCGACACAGACCUCACCUACGGAGAGGUGGAGCAUCGCCUGGACCUGCUGCAGGAGCACCUCAACAGACUGGAGUCCCAGAUGACGUCGGACAUCCAGGCCAUCCUCCACCUCCUGCAGAGGCAGACUCCCCCCGGACCCCCUGCCUACAGCACGGUCACCUGCAGCGGAGAGUACCAGGACCCCGCUCUGCUGAUGAUCCAGCAGCCCACCUCCACGGACCCCAGGCCCGCCACCACCCCCCCGCCAGGCCCCGCCCACACCCAGAGCUCCGAGGCGGCAGGGGAGAGAGCAGAAAACCAACCCAAAGAAUCCCCCCCGGUCCUCGGUGAGGUGGACGCCCCGCCCCUCACCCCCCACGACGACCAGGAGCCAGGGCGGGCCGGACAGGAGGCGGACUUGGAGGCGGAGCUUGAGGAGGCAGAGCUCAGCCAGGGCAGCGGGGACUCAAAAGAGCUGUACCCCCCUCACCCCCACGACCCCACCCUACCCCCAACGCCACCGCCGCCCCACCCCAGGCCCAUAGGGGCCGCCGAUAGGCAGGCCUCGCUGCCCGACGUGCAGCCCAGUAGCACAGAGAUGUUGGGACUUCACAGGCCAGCGUCCGACCCUGGGAUCCCAGGGAAGUAGCCCCCCUCCUCCCCAUCUCUGAACCCCUCCCCCCUCCCCGGAGCCCACGUCCUCCUCCUCACGACCUUCCUGCGACCCUGACGCGGCGGUCACACCCAUUUGUCACGGAGCAGAACUCCGCCCACCACGAUAGAACGUAGAGUUGCCGAAAUAUAAAAUGUCGUCUUUUUAUUUUAUUUUUUCCGAUGUUUGUUUUAACGGUUACAGGAUAUAUUCCAGAAGGCGUUAAAAAGUUUGAUUCGAUCAUUUAUUUAUUUUUUUCUCUCCGAAAAUGGCCAGUAUAAUCAACACAUGCAUUUACGGCAAAAAGUCGCGGCAACACGUCCGAUAAAACGGAUCGCAAGCGACACAAGACACGACGCAAAAAGGCAUCGGAAGGCGACUCUUCGUUUCGGAUUCGUUUAGUUUACGAGCGUUUGACACAUUUGAGUGUGGCCGCAGGCGUUUGCGCACAACUUAAGACGUUGACUUCGAUCACUUGGCGAGAAGAGGUGAUGUUCCUCUUAAGUUUGACUCAGGGGUCUUAGAGAGACUGAUUAUGCAAUGGAGAAGAAAAAAAAAUCCAAUGUAAACUUUCUUCCAUUCCCUUUUCAGAACACCGGCCCUCCAGCCCUUCCAUGUACUUAACUCUAGAUGUAGAAAGCCCGUUUAUACAGAGGUAUUUACACACGCUAUAUAUUGACCCGUGUGUAAUGAAAUCACUUACCGUGUACAUAUUUUGAAUGGAACACUGCCAGCAACGUGCUCUUUCUGAAAGAGAUAUGCAUGUUUGAUUUUUUUCAUGUAUUUAUUUAUUUAUUUCACUCUUUUGUCAUUGUCAUGGCAUGUUUCACCUCCACGGCAACUCCCGCCACACUCCCUCGCAGUCUGAGGCAUGCGGAAGUCCUGCGACUGAGGUAGCGGACACAAAUUAAUGUUAUUUUAUCUCUUUCUCUUCCAAUUUAAAAAACAAUCUAUAUGAAUAGAGAGUAACAGCUGCUGCACAGUUGAGUUACAAAGGAAGAAGUUGAAUCAUGUAAUGCGUGUGAAACACACGCAAAUCCAACUAUUUAAAAAGGGAUUUGCAAUGUACUUUGCAAUACUUUACAAUGCAGAUUAGCCAUAUUUCCCACUAUUUCAAAAUCGACCCUGUAGUGACAUCACAGGUGGGAGUGCCCGCCCAGAUAUAACCGAAAGUCAACAUUAACAAAAGAAAAUCAGACGACCGCCAUUGGCAUUUGUUCGGUAGAUGUGCAGGUCCGUUAAGACGUGGAUGUAAACGGCUAAGCAACCUCACACCUGGUGGGAACAUAGGGUCCCUUUAAAGCAAGCCGCUCAUAAUUUUAGCGAGAAAACACCAUCCAUGUUUAGAGGUCAUAUGGGUGCCCCAUCGCACAAAAAACACAAGACUUGAGUCACUUGAAGCAAUAAUGAUCCUUUAAAAUGAACUCCUCCCAACAUAGUAUGUUUCUGGAGGUGAACAUGGUGAACAUUCGAUUGAAUAAUAACGUGAGGUGAAGGAGAGUCCGCAAGAUUUCAGAUUAAUACAUUUUCACGAGCUUCAACCAAUCGUGCUCCGUUAUUUAUUUAUUUUUUUAAAUCAUCCAUGCUUGAAGUAGUCGUGUGUUUAGCGUAGAUAUCGGAAAAAGCAGAUGAAACCAACAAUGUAACGACCAUGUAACCAACUGCAUUGUAUCAACUACUUUGUGUAAGCAUGGCCACACGGUUUUUCAGUAAUACUGGACAUGAAGUUUCAACACAGCGGAUACGAUUUGGAGCGAUUCACUGCUGGGGGAAUGUUCUAGAACAGUCGUUUUAUAUUCCGCUCCGGUCCCUUGUUGCGUGCAUGCUUUGAACGUCUUCCAUUUCUUCUUCUUGGAAAAGAAACCAUUGUUUUUGUAAAAGAAAAAAAGGUAGUCAAGGUGGCCAAGAGAAAGGUAAUAACUGUGCUGGCGUCCGGGGGGGGAGAAAAACAAAACAAUGACACGGCGAUGUUCUGGAUUGUUGAGCGAGAGUUGCUCAGCCUUAUUAGCCUAGCCUGCGCUAGCCUUCUCCACAUACACUCCACAUACAGUAGGCUAGCACACCCCACGCAGCAACACAAAGCGCUUUUCUACUCUCGACAUGUAAAUGUAUCGAUCCAUUUGAAGCAUAUAUUAUGGGUGAACUGCAUGACGUUGAAGGGGGAAAAAGCUAAUUAUUCCAUAUAGUUUGAUGACAUACCGACACACAAGUCAAACGAGGCCUCGUACCUGCAUGACGACUGCACUGGACCAACAACACUAACUGUUUAUGUAUCAGCGUGACGUGUUUUUUUGGUACAUAAAGCCACCACUACCACCCAUCCUUCGAGAGAUUAAAAAAAAUAAUGGUUGAAAAUAUUUUUCUAAAAUAGAAUAUUUAAUUUGCCAUUAUUUUUUCUAUGUAUUUUGGUUAAACUAGGAACCGCCCCUGAUGCUAGCUCGAUGUGUGUCAGCGUUAAGCGAUGCAGUGUUGCACACGUUCUCAAAAUGUAGCAAGUUAAAUAUAACUAAGUAUCCCCACUUUAACCAGGGUAUUGCAUGAUAACAUUACAAUAUUUAAAUGUACUUUCUGAUAGAGGGUCAGGCGUUGAUUCUCACUUUUAAACGGAAUCCAAAAUAGUAAAAUCGAAUCUUGAGAAAACACAGCCCCCUGAUUGGCUAUUAAGUUGUGCAGUAUCAUGAGAUUUGCUUUGAUUGGUUGGGUUAUUGAUUGAAAGACGUAGCCUAGGUCAGGUCUUCCCGUUUGAGCCCAACUAAUCAAUGACACAAAAUGAGCAGUUUCAUAAUAGUUCAUAAUAGCAUUGCAAUUAACUUUAAUUUCGAAAUAAAUUCUAACAAAUCAACCAGACAGAUCUUCCCUGACAUUCUAGAAAGCUUUACCAAAUGACUAAAUACUGAGUCCAAGGUUUUUAAGACUACUCUUCCUUUCCUACACAAACAAGUUUUGCUUAGACCUUAACUAGACAGCGUAGAAUUGCCUCUAAACAAGUUAGUCUGCCGAAUUUUCACAGGAUUUGCAAACUUUUGCACAGAGAUUAGAAAACUUGUUGUACUGGAUAUAACAUGUCACUUUUUAAAUCUAGUGCUGUUUCACAAUUGUUUUUAUGCAUUUUUUUAAAUGUUUGCCACUGUAUUUUAUACAAUGCAACACAGCUGAUUUGAAUGUUUCUGUUCUUGACUAUAUAUUUAAUGAAACUAAAUAUAUGAUGUACAUAGAGUGAAACAUUUGCGCAAUUGUAUAAAUUAAUAAACUGAAUGCUUACUGAAUAAAAAAUGUGUUUAUUGUAAAUAACAAAAUCUGACCCUUUGACAUCAAGUGCACAGUUUAGGAUGAAUGCCGCCAAACAUUUACUGGCCUGACAACAUAAACUAUACAUUUCAAUUUAAGCAGUAUAUAUUUUUCCCGAAAGUUCAUCUCCAAAACAAAACCGUGUGCGUACACAGACGUGUUCCUUUCAGUAUUCUUACUUUGGCUAACUAAAAAGUGACGCUAAUAUACCAAACCCAUAGUUAAUGCAUGUGAAAAAUAA
This is a messenger RNA of Gadus macrocephalus (Pacific cod), 6157 nucleotides long. RefSeq names its product potassium voltage-gated channel subfamily H member 7-like. The record is from RefSeq and is a predicted model, not a curated record. Gene Ontology annotation, cellular component: membrane. The transcript has 12 exons. The annotation marks the transcript as partial. Lineage: Eukaryota; Metazoa; Chordata; Actinopteri; Gadiformes; Gadidae. Gene Ontology annotation, molecular function: inward rectifier potassium channel activity. Gene Ontology annotation, biological process: potassium ion transmembrane transport; membrane repolarization during action potential.